AUGGCUGAACCAGAGCACACGGCACUCCUUCUCAAAUGCUACACCAAGCUCAAGGAUUUCACCACGCUGGAGGAGUUUCUGAAAACCACACCACCUUCUCAGUACGAUCAUGCGACCGCCAUCGAGGUGUUGGAGUCGGCAGCAUACCACGGGCUGGCUGCAGAAGUGGCUCAAAAGGUGGGCAGUCAUGACGACUUUGUCCGAAUCUCCUUGGAGCAGUUCAAAAACUACGACACUACAGUCCAGUUCUUGCAUUCCUUACCACGUGUCGAGGCAGGACGAAUUCUGCUCAAUUAUGGGCGGACGCUGAUGCGUCACGCACCUAAGGAGACCGUGAAACUAAUUCGUCACGUGUGCAACCUUCGCGGCCAGCCGAUGGAUGGCCAGGCAUUCCAAGCUGAGUGCCAAGGUCCGACUGUUGACGAGCUGUUGCCGGUGUUUGCUGACGACCUGCAGCAGCUUGAGGUCUUCCUCCGCUCCGUCUUGGUGGAUGAUGGCUGCCAACUGCCGCAGGCCCAGGCAGAGCGGCUGUUUCCGACACUCCUGGAGUUGCUGGUGAAGUCACACAGCUCUCUGCUUGCAGACGGAAACAUCCCUGCCGAGAAGCAGGAGAUCGCCAGCUGCAUAGCGGCAGACAUCAUGCGGCUAAUCCGGCAGUAUCCCAGCGAUGCUGCUUUAGCCAACACCUUGAUGGUCUGCCAGGCUUUCGGCUUUGUGGACGGCUUUUUCCAUGCUGCGGAGAGAUUGCACCGACACCAGCUCCUGAUGCAAUGGUGCUUUGAGCACAAGGAUGCAAAGCGUCUCCUGGAAGUCUGCAAGCGCUACGGCUCGGCAGACCAAAGUCUCUGGGUGCAGGCUCUGUCCUUCCUGGCCUCCCCGGAGAGUGGAGGAGGCCACCUCGAGGAGAUGGGCGAAGUUCUGCGGCACAUCGAGGACAGUGAUCUCAUGCCGCUUCUGCUCGUCAUCGAGACCCUCCGCUCAAGCAACGAGGUGACCAUCGGUGACGUCCGUCCGUACUUGCAGGCCCAGUAUCGUCGGCUGGUCGAGUCUGCGGAGACCUCCCGGGCUAAAUCGACUCAGGAUCGUCAGGAGAUUGCUCGCAUGCAGCAGGAGAUCAUCCAGCUCCGGACGCAGGCCAAAGAAUUUCAGAACACUCGAUGCUUCCAGUGUGGUUUGACGUUGGAAGUCCCUGCUGUGCACUUCUUCUGUGGUCAUUCGUAUCACGCUUACUGCGUGCCGCCGGAUGGCACCUGUCCGAAGUGCUCUUCGGGAGCUCUUCCGAAGCUUUCACUAAAGGAGCAGCGAGAAGCUCAGGCAAGAAAUGCAGAGGACUUCUUCAAGUACCUUCAGGGUGGAGCCGGUGACCGCGGCAUACAGGCGAUGGGAGAGUGGUACACGUGGGUGAAUUCUCGCUUCCCACUCAUGUCCACAGCUUCGUUGCAUGUGGCUGAAUUGGACUCUCCGUUUGCCGACAGCAGACAUCAAGAUGCUCAUGUGAAUAUUGUGAUACCCAAAGGUUCUACGAGGAAGCAAGCAUUAAGCAUCAUUCAUUUACAAACAGCCGCGUUCUACAAGAAGGUUGACCUGGAAGUGACCAAGGAGUAUGUGUCCACCUUGCAAGCAUCCACGACCUUUGAUCAUUUCAUGGAGGUAGCAUCGCAGCCGGAGGAUGUCCAAGUACAGGCAUUAAACCAGCUUGGUUUGACACUACCACCUGGAUUGAGCUCCAACCCGAAUGUGAGCAAGGAGAAGGCCCUUGAACUCUAUUUGGCCAUGGUCAACAAAGCAGCCGCGAAAAAGGUUGAGCAGGACAAACUUGCAGCCAAGACCGCCAAGGAGAAGGAGCAGCUCCGUGAUGCUAUUCGUGCUAAGGACCCCAAGAACCUCUUUGAGUCGGCAGUGAAGCAAGCUAUGAUGGACAUGUCCAAGCAAAUGGUGGAUCCGCGGGUUGAUUACGCGCAGGCUUUGGCUUCGAAUGAGAAUCCCAUCAACCACAUUGACUGGACUAAGGAAGCCCCACCCAAGCGAAGAUUCACUAAGUCUGAGCUGGCUCAAAGGACACAGGCCAAAGCAAAAGGAAUGCACAACACUAAGGAGCAUGCCCACAAGGCAAAGGCAAAGGACAGGAUGCCUUGA
This is a messenger RNA of Symbiodinium sp. CCMP2592, 2136 nucleotides long. NCBI's taxonomy places the organism in Eukaryota, Dinophyceae, Suessiales, Symbiodiniaceae. The record is from the annotation of a GenBank genome assembly.